UAUGAUUCAUCAUCAUCAUCAGGUUUUGAUGAUGAUGAUGAUGAUGAUUCACAACAACAACAAAUGAUACAUCAACAAGAAAAAGAUACAAGUAGUGAAGAAGAUAUACUUAAAAAUGAUCAAGAAGAAAAUGUUAAUAUAUCCGAUAAUGAUAAUAUGGAUAAUAUUAAUAUAUCAAAUAAUAAUGAUGAUAUUGAUAUUGAUGUUGAUAAGAUUAUUGAUGAAAAUAAUGAUGAGGAUGAUAGUAGUGCAAGUGGUGGUAGUAGUAGUGGUUCGGGUGUUGAUGAAGAAGAAGAUUCUUCCGAUUCGAAUGAUAAUAAUAAUGAUGAAGAAUCGGAAGAAGAACAAUCAGCAAAAUUAGUACGAAAAAAUCCAGAAAUUGAAACAAACAAAAAUGAAUCAAAUGUUAUCGAUGAUGAAUCAAAUAAUCAAUAUUUAAAAAAUCAUUCAUCAAUCGAUGAACAAUUUGGUAAACGUAAAAUUAUGAAACCAGAUCAAAUGAUGAUGAUGAUAAUAAAUCGACAACAUCAUAAACGUCAUCAACAACAACAAAAAAAUCAUCAUAAUUUAACAGCACCUGUAAAGAAAAAAUCAUUAUUUCGUAAUCAUAAUCCAAAAUCAAUUCAAACUACUACCGUAAAUAGUUUAAUUACAUUACCGACAAUAACAACAACGGAAAAAUCAUUUAAUGAAAUAACAAUGACUACGAUAGCGACACCUACAACCACCAACAAUAAUAUUGUAUUGAAUGGUGAAAUGGAUGAAUCAUUAAAUCUAAGUGAUGAACAUUUUAUUGAUCUUGAAGAUGAAUUUAAUCAACGUAAUAUAAAAAAUCAAACCAAAAAUGAUAAUGAUGAUGAUGAUGAUAAAAAUCUAAAAAAUCGUUUGAUUAAAAAACGUAAACCACAACAUGUUGGAAAAUGGAUGGAUUUUGAAACAUUUGAAUUAAGAAAUGAUGCUGAUAAUAUUGAUGAUGAUGAUACGGAUGAUGAAGAUGAUGAUGUGGAUGAUCAUGAAUCAACCAUAACACAAUCACCAUUACCUGUAGUUGAUAUUGAUUUUAAACCUGUAGUACGAAAACCAGUAAUGAUGGCAAAAGAACAUUUUACAAUCAACAAUAAUAAUAAUAAUGAUAAUAUACGACAAAGAUUUUCAAAUUCACCACGUUUUAUACGACAAAAUAUACCUGAUGAUACGGAUGGUUCAAUGUUACAAUUAGGACAAACAUUAUCCGGUAUACCGGGUGAAGAUUAUCCAAUAUUUAGUACAAUACCACGUACAAAUUUUAAUUGUUUAGAUCAUAAAUGGCCUGGUUAUUAUGCUGAUAUUGAUACACAAUGUCAGGUAUUUCAUAUUUGUCAAAGUGGUGGUCGUAAAAAUUCAUUUCUUUGUCCAAAUGGUACAAUGUUUAAUCAACAAUUAUUUACUUGUGAUUGGUGGCAUAAUGUACAAUGUGAUCAAGUAGCUAAACAUUAUGAAUUAAAUGCACAAAUAUAUAAUGAAAAUCAUCAAUUAGGAAAUAAUUGGGAAUCAAUUAGAUCAAUUAAUGAUGUUAAUGAUAAUUCAAUAAGAUCAAAAUCACAACCAUUAAGAGUUAGUAUUAGACGUAUGGCAUUACUUGAUAAUAUUGAUAAUAGUACUGAUGAUCAUCAAUCAUUAUGGAAAAUAACAACAAGAACAACAUCAACAUCAGAUAUUGAUAAUUCAACAACAACAACAUUGAAACCGGUAACCAAAACAACAACAACAUCGACUACAGAAUUACCUAUAUCGACACAAUCAUUACCAUUUGGUGCAAGACGUAGUAAUAGUUUAAAAUUUCGUCAACAAACAAUUAAAUCAUCAUCAUUACAGGAACGUGAACAAACAACAAUUCCAACAACAACAGCUUUACCAAUAACAACAACAACAACAAUACCAACAAUAAUAACAACAACGGUAAAAUCAUCAGUUACGGAUGCUGUAUGGCCCGUACAACAACAACAAAAAUAUAACGGUAUCAAAGGAGGUGGAAAUAGAAAUAUGAAUAAUGGAAAUCCGAUUGAAAUGUCAAAAUUUAGUCGUGUUAUACAGCAACAUAAAGCUAAAUCAAUAGCUGCAAAACAACAACAACAACAACAACAGAAUCUAAAGCCAAAACAACAACAACAACAAUUUCAAUCAUUUCCAAAAACAUCAACAACAGCCUCAACAAUUAAUAAUAAUAAUAAUAAUAAUUUGAUAACAAAAUUUACACGACAUAAAUUUGCACAUCAAAGUCAAUUAACACGUACAACACCAUUACCACAAUUAUUAUCAACAUCAACACAAAAUGGUCAUUCAUCGUCAUCAUCAUCAUCAUCGCCACCGAAAUCAUUACGUUUUCAAUCAUCACCAAUGAUGAUGAUGAAAAAAAUAACACCAUCACCAUUGCCAUCAUCACGAAUGAUAUCAACAACAACACGAUCGGAUAAUAAAUAUUUUCGAACCUAA
Messenger RNA from Dermatophagoides pteronyssinus (European house dust mite), 2472 nucleotides. RefSeq lists its product as uncharacterized. Gene Ontology annotation, cellular component: extracellular region. The record is from RefSeq and is a predicted model, not a curated record. Gene Ontology annotation, molecular function: chitin binding. Lineage: Eukaryota; Metazoa; Arthropoda; Arachnida; Sarcoptiformes; Pyroglyphidae.